AUGCGGCUUCGCCUGAGGUCUCGCCUCUUCGUCGACGACUCUGUGGGCGCGCAGUCCAUGGACCAGCGCUUGCAGAAGGUUUUGCUCACCAACACGUUCGAUUUGGACAUGGAGAACUUCUUGUUUUGCAUCCUUCCGCAGAUGUUGAAGCGGCUGAGCCUCCUGGACGAGAAGGUUUUCGCAGAAGAAUUUGAAGUCCUUAAUCGUCUGCAAAAGAAUCGGCGCGAAGUUUGCGAGCAGGAACUCGGCGUGGGAUUGUCUGUCGGCAAAGGGAUUCUCUUGGAGGUCGCGUGCGGGGCAUCCGUGCCCGCUGCUUUCAGAGGGAAUGAGUUCCUUGCUGCCCUGUCCAGGGCGUCCAGGAUGCUGAGGUGGCUCGCGGUUUCGCUGCUGCCUAAGGUGCACCUCGCGAUGCAACAGCACGAGGGGAAAUGGGCGGAGUCUUCUACAUUUAGUUAUCUAUGGCAAGGCGUAGAGAACUACAUACUGCAGCACGUGCUCAAUUUCAUUUGCGAGGAGCGCGUGAAGCACCUGUCCUUGCAUUUCGACGGCGUGCGCGUGGACGUGGACCGCGUCGCCGUGACGGGGAGCUUGGGCGAUUUCUGCUCGGGUUGCUCUGCGCGAGUUCACGCUGCCACCGGAUACACCGUCACGCUGCGCAACAAGGAGCAUUCCUAUUUCUUCGACCUCCUGCGCGCGAAGAGCGCGGCAGUCGUUGAUGAGGGCGGCCCACGCAGCAACGAAGACAACAAGCAUCUGUUUCUACGGGGCAACUGCAUACCCAGUGCGAUCGCCGCACUGACUUCUCAGUGGGCGAAAGCGCGAGAGAAUAUUUCGGAGCCGCAGGACGAGGUUUUCAGGAAGUACCGCGACGUGGCAGAGCUGCUGGAGACGCCGCUCUUUCCGCGGGCGAGCCUCCUGGACUGCAAGGAAGGGCGCUACCUUCUUCACGCGGAGAACGGCGGGCUUCCGCAUUGCAUCGGCGCGGUGAUCCAGAAUGGGAGCGUCGUGAUUUGCGAGGAGGGCGCUGCUCGUAAGAUGAGUGUUUUUGAUUUCGAGGAAUGCUACGCCAGCGCGCUCGACAUGAAGAUGGUAGUGGCUUUCCGUCUGGGCGAUAGCAUUGAUCCUGAGGAGAGCGCGCGGCUGGACGGGCUGCUGGAUCUCCUGGCUGCUGGCCGAUGGGACGAUGACGGGCCGACUCCGCCGUCGAGGAAGCGACGUCGCCUCGCCUCCAGGGCGGCAAGAGCAGCGCGCGGCAGCCCUGUGUCAUCGUCUUCGCCGUCCCCGACACCUUCAGCGCGCUCCGCGGCCCCCUCGAACAUCAACUCCAGGCGCCACAAUGAGAACCUCAAUUUCAUCGAGCUGCUGCGUGCGAAGGGUCUGGCAGUAGACGAUUACGACAGCGGCGCGCCGAGCAGUGCGGGCGACCAGCUGCUUCGGCGCGGCAACUGCAUACCCUGCGCGUUCGCAGCAGUGACUGGACAGUGGCAGAGCGUGCGAGAGAAGAUUUCGGGGCAGCAGGUUGCAGAUUUCAGGAAGUACCGCGACGUGGCAGAGCUGCUGGGCACGAUAUUCUUCCCGCGGGCGAGUCUCCAGGAUUGCAAGGAGGGGCGCUACCUUCUUCACGCGGAACACGACGGGCUUCCGCACUGCGUUGGCGCGGUGUUCCAGCACGGGGAGGUCGUCAUCUUCGAGAAAGGCAAGGCGCAGAAGAUGAGCGUGUCCGCUUUCGAGGAGUGCUACGCCAGCGCGCUCGAUAUCAAGACGGUUGUGGCUUUCUGCCUGGAUGAGGAUGGCAUCGACGAUGGCGAGAGUUCGCGGCUGGACGGGCUGCUAGAUCUACUGGCCGCUGGAGACGACGAGGGCAGCGAGGCCAGUUGCGACGGGGAGAGCUUCGACGGAGGCACUGUAGACGUACACUCUGAGCUACUGCGAGCGCUGAAGGCGGAGGUGGACGCCGCGAAAGCGGCCGUUCGUGGAGGCAGUCAGUCGCGUUGCAUUCUCUGCCCCUUCAAAGAGUUUGACGAGAGCAGCCCCAAGGUGAAGCGGAACCUGCUGACGCACCUGUGUAAUUACCAUAACCCAGAGAGGAAGAGUCAACGAACUGGCGAUCGGCAGAUGGGCUUCGGUAACUACGUGGCGUCCGGCACGAAGCAGAUGAAGAUGGUCUUCGCGAUGUUCGACUCCGAUCGAUGCCAGGGGAAAAGCCAAGGGCGGUAUCUCGAACGCACUGCUCAGAUGUUGCGAGAGAGCGUGAAGCCUGCGCUGGCCUGCCUCAGGAUUGAUCGCGACAUCCGUCUCCUGUUGGACGGCGCUGGCCCGAUAUUCAUCAACGCAGCCGCCAUCAUGUCCGAGCCGCCCGAGGGCCCGACGACGCUGGCGAGGCGCGUCGGAGAUACGUACUACAGCCACGCGUUCGCAGAGAUUAUCUUCAAGGAGUUCAUGCUGAACCACGGGCGCGCUCGGCCCACUCGCGCGCGCAUCGUGGCGAGAUGCGCGGAGGCGGGGUCGCAGCUGACGCACUUGCUCCCGCAGGAGGUCACCAAAUGGUUGGAGCUGCUGGAAGAUCUCCUCAGCGCGCCAUUUGUUCGCGCUGCGCGCGAUCAGCUCAUGCAGCAGUUGCUCGAUCACGACGAGUUCGUGCACGUGUCGAUCGACGCCACCAUCAGGGCGGCCAUGCGCAUCAAAGGGCAGGCGAAUUACCGGGACUCUGCGGAGAAGAGAGCCGCCGCGCCUUUUGACGACACGGUUGCCAAGAGGCGCAUCCUCACGGUGCGCGGCCGCACGGCGGCCGUCGCAGGCAUGUGGCCGAUCGCGUCUGAGGCCGCGCGGAACAUCAAGGAUAUGCUUCAGAUGCGUCUCCCACAAGCAGCUCUCGAUCAGUGCCGCUCGAUCGCGACUGACGACCCCUCUGGUGAGUUGUACGGCCAGUUGCUAGAGAUCUGCAAGAAUCUGACGUGGCUCAGCUUGGACCCAGUGCACCUAGCUAUCGUUUACAACUCGGCUCACUGGAAAAAGCAUUCGCAGUAG
Molecule: messenger RNA, 3027 nt
Organism: Prorocentrum cordatum
Lineage: Eukaryota; Dinophyceae; Prorocentrales; Prorocentraceae
Source: the annotation of a GenBank genome assembly